Thermothielavioides terrestris NRRL 8126 is the source of this 252-nucleotide messenger RNA. RefSeq lists its product as uncharacterized. The transcript has a single exon. The annotation marks the transcript as partial. NCBI's taxonomy places the organism in Eukaryota, Fungi, Ascomycota, Sordariomycetes, Sordariales, Chaetomiaceae. The record is from RefSeq and is a predicted model, not a curated record.
GUAUACGCCUUUAUCGACGAUAUCAUUAUCGCUAGUAAGAAUAUAGAGAAGUACCUUAAGUACAUUGAGACGGUUCUCGAUAUCCUCAAUAAGGUACACGUUUAUAUUUCGAUAGAAAAAUCCUUUAUAGCCUACUUGUCAGUGAGACUACUUAGCUAUAUAGUUAAUAGCGAAGGAGUAGCUAAGAUAGACGAUAAGAUCGUUAUAUUUAAGAAACUUAAGUUCCCCAAUACUUUUAAGACUUUAGAGUAG